CCAUCCACUAGGAAAGACUGAAUCAUAACUCACAAGGAGGAGCCGCUGCCACAUCUGUGAUUUCUCCCUUAAACCUGUACUGACAUCUGUUGUAGUGUGGUGUGUGUGAAACACCGCCGGAUUUUCUUUUUUCUUUUGAAAAGCAGUGUCUGUAGUUUUUUUUUUUUUAACUUUAAAACAAAUUAUCCUACAGUUCAGCUGAGAAGCCAACUUGUCAAACAGAGAAGUGAAGUUUUUGGAAAAGAGAGAGAGCGCGCAGAUGGCAGCCCUCAUCAGCGCGUACUCGUCGUGGCCGGAGUCCUUCGAGUGUCCUUCAGGAGACGGGGACGUGCCCGACGGACAUGGCCCGCACAGGACCCCCGUGGACAAGGCUCCGGAGCCGCGGAUCAGACGGCCCAUGAACGCGUUCAUGGUGUGGGCCAAAGAUGAGCGCAAACGGCUGGCGGUUCAAAAUCCAGACCUGCACAAUGCCGAGCUCAGCAAAAUGUUGGGCAAGUCAUGGAAGGCCCUGACUCCCCCUCAGAAGAGGCCCUUUGUGGAGGAAGCAGAGAGGCUUCGGGUGCAGCACAUGCAAGACUACCCCAACUAUAAGUAUCGGCCUCGCCGGAAGAAGCAGCUGAAGCGCAUCUGCAAGCGAGUGGACCCCGGCUUCCUCCUGAGCGGCCUGGCCCCUGAUCAGAACGCCCUUCCCGACCAGCGACCCCUCUGUCACCCCCUCGACAAAGACGAGGGCAGCCCCAAUGGUGUCAGCAGCAGGUUUUCCAGCCCCAGUCCUGCUCUGCCCAGCGUCAGAAGCUUCAGAGACCCAGCCGGUUCCAACAGCAGCUUUGACACCUACCCCUACGGCCUGCCCACCCCUCCUGAGAUGUCCCCCUUAGAUGCCAUGGACCACGAGCAUGUACCCCCCUCUUAUUAUUCAACGUCUGGUAGCUCCUCCGUCUCCUGUUCUUCCUCAGCCUCCUGUCCAGAUGAACACCACCAGAAUCAGACACACAUGGGCAGCCCACCCCCUUACCACACUGACUAUGCUCAGACCCAAAUCCAUUGUGGGGGCGCACACAUAGGUCACAUCUCUCACAUGUCCCAAACUGGUGGUGGACUGAUCCCUGGCCCUCCACUGUCUUACUACAGUACCUCAUCUUUCCCCCAGAUCCACCACGGGCUCCAUCAGGGCCACCUGGGACAGCUCUCACCCCCACCAGAGACACAGGGUCACCUGGAGACCCUUGACCAACUGAGCCAGGCUGAGCUUUUGGGUGAGGUGGACCGCAAUGAGUUUGACCAGUACCUGAACUCCACUGGGACCGGGUUCCACCCUGAGCAGGGCAGCAGCAUGACGGUUACAGGACACAUCCAGGUGGCGUCUGCCGCCACAACUUCUGCCACUGCAUGUCCCAGUAGCACCACAGAAACCAGCCUAAUUUCCGUGCUCGCGGACGCAACGGCAGCCUACUACAACAACUAUGGCAUCUCGUAAGCUUGGUCACGGCACCCAUUGCACUUGUGACUGAUCAGAGACACUACAAGGUUUAAAAUGGGUGAAGACAUUCGGGACGAUGUUACACUUGGGUGCUAGUAAGGGAAAGCUUUCUCUGCUCUCGUCUGUAAUUUCAAAUCUCGUAUUAGCAUCUAUGAGUAUCUUCCUCCCACCAUGAUUAAAACCGAAACUGAUUAUUGAGCAAUAUGAUUGUCUGGAGCCCAGGAAAGAACAAAGAGCAAUUGGAGGAAUAUGAAGAAAUGGAGAUGGACAACUCAGGGAUGCAGACACAAACUACUAUAGUAUGCCACCUCCAGUUGUCAUGAAAUUUCUAAACCAGAAGAACAAUCGUAAAAGACUUGUCGUCCACUUGUAAAUGUCACCAGUUACUGUUGCCACUGCGGCAUGUACAGAUGCUCUUUAGAAGCUAAUUUAAGUCCUUUGAUGUUUCGCAUAAAUGCUAACUGUAAUGCUAUUAUCGACGCUUUCCAUUCGAAUGUUUGUAUUAUAUGUUCUCACUCUCAUUAGUUUGGGAGUCUUACCUCAGUAGUUGUAAUUGAAUGAGGUUUUAGUUGGAAAUUUCUUAUGCAAUUUAACAAACGGUGUAUAAUGAAGAAAAAAGGCGUUUAUACUUCUUCUCAAGUACUUAAUAAUAUAUAAUCAUAACCUCUAUGAUGAAAAAUAAUAAUGUAUGCUGAUUUAGGUUUGUGAAAGACAAUAAUUUAAAAUAAAGUUCAAUUUUUAUAUAAA
Molecule: messenger RNA, 2227 nt
Organism: Larimichthys crocea (large yellow croaker)
Lineage: Eukaryota; Metazoa; Chordata; Actinopteri; Sciaenidae
Gene: sox7
Product: SRY-box transcription factor 7
Exons: 2
Coding region: 260-1477 (405 amino acids)
Biological process (GO): positive regulation of transcription by RNA polymerase II; cell differentiation
Cellular component (GO): nucleus
Molecular function (GO): DNA-binding transcription activator activity, RNA polymerase II-specific; RNA polymerase II cis-regulatory region sequence-specific DNA binding
Source: RefSeq, a predicted model, not a curated record